Melitaea cinxia (Glanville fritillary) is the source of this 1442-nucleotide messenger RNA. It is a transcript of the gene POLDIP2, whose product is annotated as polymerase delta-interacting protein 2. Bases 78 to 1154 code for a protein of 358 amino acids. Gene Ontology annotation, molecular function: DNA binding. Gene Ontology annotation, cellular component: nucleus; mitochondrial nucleoid. The transcript is spliced from 7 exons. NCBI's taxonomy places the organism in Eukaryota, Metazoa, Arthropoda, Insecta, Lepidoptera, Nymphalidae. Gene Ontology annotation, biological process: error-free translesion synthesis. The record is from RefSeq and is a predicted model, not a curated record.
UUUUGCGUAAGUCACUGUCAAACAAAAACCAAAAACAUUUAAGUGCUGCGAAAAAAAUAUUUAUUAAAAAUGAUAAAAUGGAGAUAUUAUUAAGAUUUGUGCCAACAAAUUCCUUAAGAUUGACAGCCUCUAGAUUACUAUUAACUCACGUAGCUAACUACACCAGGCUCGCAGAAGUUGGAAAAUUAGAAGCACCCAAAACAUCUGGAAAAUACGAAACGGGACAAUUGAUUUUGCACAAAGUAUUUGGAUACAGAGGUGUUAUAUUAUUUCCAUGGUUAGCAAGAGUGUACGACCGGGAUGCCACUAAUAAAAAGGAGAGUACAGAGUCCUCAGGGUCUACAGACACUUCGAAAGAUAACCUAUCAAAUGUUGGCAAGGAAGUGAAGGGGAGGACUCAUACCUUCUAUCAAGUCCUUAUAGACACCAGAGAUGCCCCAUACAUAACUGUGCAAACACACUUCGACAUGAGACCUGAGUGGAAAAAAAAGAGAGCGCAGACAGAAGCGGUGACUUUCUUAGGCAACCAAGAAUCUAGUCGCAGUUUGUAUGCUAUACCUGGCCUCGACUAUGUAGCACAUGAUGACAUCAUUCCCUAUACUUCAGUAGAGAGGGUACCUCUGCAGCAUGAGCUCUUCGAUAAGUUCCUUAUGCAUAAUCCGGAUAAAGAUCCACCCUUCGUAGCGCAAGAGACGCUUCGCGCUUGGCAGAAGAAAAAUCAUCCGUGGUUAGAGUUAAGUGAUGUUCACCGCGAGACGACAGAGGGCGUCCGAGUUACCGUCAUACCGUUCUACAUGGGCAGUCGCGAGUCACAGAACUCGGCCGUGUAUUGGUGGCGCUACUGCAUCCGGCUGGAGAACCUGGGCGCGCAGGCGGUGCAGCUGCGCGAGCGGCACUGGCGCAUCUUCUCGCUGAGCGGCACGCUGGAGACCGUCCGGGGGCGGGGCGUGGUGGGGCAGGAGCCGCUGCUGGCGCCGCCCGCGCCCGCCUUCCAGUACAGCAGCCACGUCAGCCUGCAGGCGCCCAGCGGACACAUGUGGGGAACGUUCAGAAUGGAGCGCGAGGACGGGUACACGUUCGACUGCCGCAUCCCGCCCUUCUCGCUGGAGAGCAAGCCCGACGAGGACGCGCCCGUGGCGCCCACCGCGGCGUGACGUCAUCGCCCCGUGACGUCACCGCCAACAACGCCGUGACAUCACCGCCCACCGCGCCGUGACGUCACCGCCCACCGCGUCGUGACGUCACCGCCAACCGCUGCGUGAUGGCACCGCGAACGAACCCUCUGCACCCCGCGGAGCUCGCCAGUCGAAGUCGUUACGUUUAAUAUGUCAUUAAUAGAAAAUAUUUAUUGCAACUCUAGCUCAUACGUUUCUAGAAAUGUCCAAAAAAUUUCUUAGUACGAUUAAUAAAAAUAGAUCUUAAAUAAUUUGCAGUAUUCUGUU